Messenger RNA from Penaeus chinensis, 1554 nucleotides. Its product is annotated as hyaluronan mediated motility receptor-like. NCBI's taxonomy places the organism in Eukaryota, Metazoa, Arthropoda, Malacostraca, Decapoda, Penaeidae. Gene Ontology annotation, molecular function: hyaluronic acid binding. The record is from RefSeq and is a predicted model, not a curated record. The coding region runs from base 233 to 1093 and encodes 286 amino acids. The transcript is spliced from 6 exons.
GAGGAUGAGAAGAUGAAACUGACCAAGUCAUAUGAGAAACAGCUAGAAGAAAAAUCCUCUUCAGUAACCCAGGGCUGCUACAGAAUUAGUGGAAUUAAAGAAAACUUAUGAAGGGUAUGAAGACCAACUGAAGAAUCUUCAGACUUCACUUGUAGAAAAGACCAAUGAGGUAGAGGAACUGAAUGAGAAGUAUUUUGUGGCAAGUCGAACAUUAGAAUCCCACCAGGAAGAAAUGAAGGCUUUAGAAACAAGUUUGGGCAGAUCCAAGCAGGAAGUUGAAGGCAUGAAUAAAACAUUGUCAUCAAAGGACACUAUGUUAGAUGACCUUAACACUACCUUGGGCAGCAAACGUGAAGAAAUUCAGUCACUAUAUAAGAGCCUUGAGGAGAAACAGUCAGCACUUGUGAAAUGUGAGACUCGUAUUCAACAACUGGAAGAGAAUGAGGAAAAACUUGCUCAAGACAAGGAAGAGGCUGCUCUUACUAUAUCAACCCUUAAGGAGUCCCUUGAUAACACCAAAAAACGUUUAUCCAGAUUGGAGAUUGUACACAAAGAGGAGAAGGAGGCUGAAGUGUCAAGGGUAACUUCUACUUUAGAAGGUGAUUUAAAAGAACUGAGAGAUACAAAUGCAGAACUUCUUGAAGAGUUGAAUUCCUGGAAGAGCAAGUUCCAACAUCUUGAAAAGAUGAUUGAACCAUUCAGAGAACAAUUGGAUGCCUAUGAGGUGGAAAAGGCUGGUCUACAGUCUCGCAGCUCAGCAGCAAAGGAGGAGGUUGAUAAGCUAAGCAAGCAAUAUGCCACACUCCUGGGUCACCAGAAUCAUAAACAGAAGAUCCAGCAUGUCCUUAAGCUCAAAACUGAGAAUAAUGAAUUGCGUGAAGAAGUGUUCAAGCUACGUCAAGAAACUGAACGUCAGCGAAAGACUGUCAAGAGAUUAGAAGAAAAGAUGUUACGAUUGAGUGGAUCAACAAGUCGCCUCAAUGAUACAUCUAGGAUGUUGGGAGAUAAGGAAAACUCAUUUUAUGCCGGGGCAGGAGCUCCAGCUAUGUCAUCUACACCUCUUAAACCUAGUAAUAAACCUCAACGCCUUUGAGCAGAGACAGCUAUUUGAAUGAUGCUUUUUAGCUGUUAUUAAGUUCUUGCCAUAUUCAGAAUCAAAGGAUAUCCAGCUGUCUUGACUCAUCACAUCACAUAAGUGUCUUCAUUAUCUGUCAUGUUUAUGUUCUACAACAUAAAAGAUAAAUUUUAUGUUAUUGUAAUGCACAUGCAGCAAACUAUUUUAAUCAAAUAUUACAUUUUGUUGAAUAGCUUAAGGUCUUUUAGUUGUUUUUAUUUAGAUAAAAUGAACCAGUUGUGCAAAUAACAUAAUAUGCCAUUUGUAAAUAGUCGUCACACUACACAUCAUAACCAUUGUCAGUGAGUCCGGUGUUCAUGUUUUGCAUCUCAGUGAUUUUAUUCUUCUCCUUCAUGGAACCUUUUAAACCUUUGAGUUUGAAUUUUGGGCAAUGGUCCCAAUGUACCAAAGUACAAUUUUUAAAUAAAUAACAAAGUACC